GCGCCGAGCGCAAGGGCGACAACAUGGAGACGGUCUUCUAUCAUGGGCUCCCGGUGAAAUAUUACGAGGACAUGAUUGGUUCCAUGUGCCUCAAGAAGAUCAUUCACCUCACGGCUGGCAAUGCCAACCUGGCGAAAGCGGCCAUCAACAUGCGCCGCGGCUAUUUCGGGGUCGCCCUGACGCAGUACCAUUUGGACAUGAUGACCGAGCACCUCGUUGAUUGGAUGCUGCUCCAGUUUGCAGAUUCCAACAGCCCCCACUUCAAGCCUGCGUACGCUGCCGAGAUGGGCGAGGACGGCGGCCCUCCCAAUGACGGCGAUGGCGAUGAGGAUGACCCAGCCGGGCAACCGGGCAAAAAGAGGAAGCGCAACGGGGCCGCCGACCCUAAGAAGGGCGCC
Messenger RNA from Prorocentrum cordatum, 398 nucleotides. The record is from the annotation of a GenBank genome assembly. NCBI's taxonomy places the organism in Eukaryota, Dinophyceae, Prorocentrales, Prorocentraceae.